Messenger RNA from Lodderomyces margitis, 810 nucleotides. RefSeq names its product phosphatidylinositol-3-phosphate-binding ubiquitin-protein ligase. The transcript is spliced from 2 exons. Bases 1 to 810 code for a protein of 269 amino acids. The record is from RefSeq and is a predicted model, not a curated record. NCBI's taxonomy places the organism in Eukaryota, Fungi, Ascomycota, Pichiomycetes, Serinales, Debaryomycetaceae.
AUGCCACCGCGUAGACUUGUGGCGCCAGAGAUGCACUAUUUUGACAAUACACCAAUAUCAACGCAACCAGACGUAUCUUCAUCACCACCUUCACACUCCAGUGGCGGCGAUAGAUCACGCGUGCACCUAUCGAAACCAAAUGAGUUGUACAGAACUUGCGAUGAAUGUGCCAAUGAAAUUAUCAUGAUUCGACGAGCUUUAUUUGAAGAACCCAACUCGGUGGUGAAUCAAAGUGAUGAAGAUAACACGAAUGGGAUCAAGUACACGUCGCGAGAACGUACACAUCAACUACCGUGUUCUUCAUCGACCACGUCCUUGAUUAGGCGUAAUCAAGACGGUAAUAGCGAUAGUAACUUGUGUCCUGUUUGUGCAACUGAUCUUUUGAAGGAGUAUAUUUCCGAUAGAAAGAAUGUGGAGCUCAUAUCGAAUGAUGACUUUGAAAAAUUCAAGGAGCAGCAUAUUAACGAGUGUCUCGUGGCAUUUGAUUUCAACACUGAUCACUCGACUAGAUUUUCCCCAGAACUGAAUCCGAGGAACAAGAUGUUGGUGUACAAUAUACCGCCAAUCCCAAAACCACAAUAUGAAAAUAUAGGCGUUGCUGAAUCAGCAAGCGCAAGUUUGGACACAUCGCUUCUUUUACCUCAGGAGAAAGUUGAGGAAGAAGAAUGUGUUAUAUGCCUUGAGGAUCUCAAACCAGGAGAUAAGGUUGGCAGAUUGGAGUGCUUAUGUGUUUUCCAUUACAAAUGCAUCAAGGAUUGGUUUAAUAAAAAGGGUUAUGGCGAAUGUCCGGUUCAUUUCUUACAUAAAUAA